GGAUGGUACGUACCGCGGGCUUACGUGCCUCUCGCAAUUUAAUUUCUAGGGGGUAGGGACAAGGGAGCCCGUGACUCGGAGAGCGUCCACUGCCAUCGAAGUACAAGGAAGCGGAUAGCGUUGGCUCUCAGCUUCUUGCGUAAAUUUUCCUUCUAGGGAUUAAACCAUGGCACGUACAAAGCAAACAGCCCGUAAAUCAACUGGUGGGAAAGCUCCCCGCAAACAAUUAGCUACAAAAGCAGCCCGUAAAAGUGCACCUUCCACAGGAGGUGUUAAAAAGCCUCACCGUUAUAGGCCGGGUACAGUUGCUCUUCGAGAAAUCAGAAGAUAUCAGAAAUCUACUGAGUUGUUAAUUAGAAAACUACCAUUCCAGAGAUUAGUCCGUGAAAUUGCACAGGAUUUCAAAACUGAUUUACGUUUUCAAAGUGCAGCUAUAGGUGCUUUGCAAGAAGCGUCUGAAGCUUAUUUGGUUGGAUUAUUUGAAGACACAAAUUUGUGCGCUAUUCAUGCUAAACGUGUUACUAUUAUGCCGAAGGACAUCCAAUUGGCUCGACGAAUUCGUGGCGAACGGGCUUAAAUAAUAACGUGUAUUUCCCAUACAUACUGUUUAUUACUACUGCUAUUAUUAUUAUUGUUCGUAAUUAUUGUGGAUGAUAUCUUUUCAUUCCAAGAUAUGUGUUAUGUUGUAUUUCACAAAAGCAUAGAAACUAUAAGACACCCUUACGCGUGCGUACAAUUUCUAAUAUAAUUAAGUAAAAGGUUAGAUAAAAAAUAGUAUCUUUUUGAAUAUUAAGAAACUUUUGGAAAUUGAUUUUACUUAUAUGCACGAAAUAUUUUAAAAUAUGUAGUUUUAAUAUCUGAUUUCAGAAGAAUUAUCAAUACUUUAAAAACGUUUAUAAAAUAUUAAAAAAUAGGAGUAAUUGAUAUACUGAGAAAUGAUUGCUGAAAGAUUUAUUAUAUGAAUAAGCAGUUAAAAGUAAAUAAAUAUUGUUAAUUCUUUUGAAUUUACAGAGCAAAAGGUUAAGGCAAUGAUAAUUGUUUUCUCAUUAUUUGCCUACUAUUAUCAUUAAUAUCAUGAUAACAUCAUUAUUAUUAUUAUUAUUAUUAUUAUUAUUAUUAUUAUUAUUUUUAUUUUUAUUAUUAUUAUUAUUAUUAUUAUUAUUAUUAUUAUUAUUGAUAUGAUACACAGAAUAUGUGACUUAGCAAAUAAGAAAUUUAUCAUAGUGAUCUGAUGUAGUACUUGUCGUAUUAGUCUUUUGAUUGUAUUAAAAACAUGAGAUAAAAACUUGAGUAUUCAGUGUAUAUGUAAAAACAUUUCAUAAAUAAAUCUUCCAAAUUGUA
Vespa velutina is the source of this 1341-nucleotide messenger RNA. Its product is annotated as histone H3.3A. Lineage: Eukaryota; Metazoa; Arthropoda; Insecta; Hymenoptera; Vespidae. Gene Ontology annotation, molecular function: DNA binding; structural constituent of chromatin; protein heterodimerization activity. The coding region runs from base 167 to 577 and encodes 136 amino acids. Gene Ontology annotation, cellular component: nucleosome. The record is from RefSeq and is a predicted model, not a curated record. The transcript is spliced from 3 exons.